Molecule: messenger RNA, 5012 nt
Organism: Toxotes jaculatrix (banded archerfish)
Lineage: Eukaryota; Metazoa; Chordata; Actinopteri; Toxotidae
Gene: snx27a
Product: sorting nexin 27a
Exons: 13
Coding region: 86-1777 (563 amino acids)
Biological process (GO): signal transduction; intracellular protein transport
Cellular component (GO): early endosome
Molecular function (GO): protein binding; phosphatidylinositol-3-phosphate binding
Source: RefSeq, a predicted model, not a curated record
AACGUAACCGAGGGACAGAGCUCGAGUGUUGUUUUGAAUUUGCUAGAAGACACCGACAGACGGGGGGGUAGGGUUUGUGAAUAAGAUGGCGGAUGUAGGAGGCGAUGAAACUCGGUCGGCUCUCCCUUCGGCAUCCCGUAACGGUCCGGUUGUCGGUUCGUCGGCGGGCACCACGGGCCAGAACGCAGCUACGGCAACGUCAGGUCCGCGGGUUGUGAGAAUUGUCAAGUCGGAGUCCGGCUACGGGUUCAAUGUUCGCGGUCAAGUAAGUGAAGGAGGACAGCUUCGGAGCAUCAACGGGGAACUGUACGCUCCUCUUCAGCAUGUCAGCGCUGUUUUGCCCGGAGGUGCGGCGGACCGAGCUGGGAUAGCCAAGGGUGACCGGAUCCUGGAGGUUAAUGGGGUGAGCGUGGAAGGUGCCACCCACAAGCAGGUAGUUGACCUGAUCCGUGCAGGGGAGAAGGAGCUGGUCCUGGCUGUGCUCUCUGUUCCACCUCAGGAGGCUGACGGACUGGAGGGAGGAGAGGAUGUUCAACCAAACUAUGACUAUAGUGACAAGCAGGCCGUGCCCAUUUCCAUUCCCACAUACAAACACGUAGAGCAGCACUCAGAGAGAUUUGUGGUGUACAAUGUGUACAUGUCAGGUAGACAACUGUGCUCAAAGCGCUAUCGAGAGUUUGCCAUCCUGCAUCAGAAUCUAAAGAGGGAGUUUUCCAACUUCAACUUCCCGAAGCUUCCUGGAAAAUGGCCCUUCUCCCUCUCCGAACAGCAGCUGGAUGCUCGUCGUAGAGGCCUGGAGGAAUAUCUUGAGCGAGUUUGCUCUGUGCGGGUGAUUGGUGAGAGUGACAUCAUGCAGGAGUUUCUCUCUGAAUCAGAUGAGAACUACAAUGGAGUGACAGAUGUUGAACUGCGGAUAGCCCUGCCAGAUAAGACCACCAUUUCUGUCAGAGUUCGCAAGAACAGUACAACAGACCAGGUGUACCAGGCGUUAGUGAUGAAGGUUGGAAUGGACAGUAUUAUGGCAAGCUACUUUGCCCUUUUUGAGGUCAUCAACCACUCCUUUGUACGGAAGCUGGCGCCUAAUGAAUUUCCCCAUAAGCUUUAUGUGCAGAACUACACGUCGGCAGUGCCGGGGACUUGCUUGGCGCUCCGCAAAUGGUUGUUCAGCUUCCAGGAGGAGGAGUUACUCAGAGACAACCCACUGGCGCUGCACUACUGCUUUCACCAGGCAUUGGAUGAUGUGAAGAAGGGAUUCAUAAAAACAGAGGACAAAUCCUACCAGCUGCAGAAACUGGCAGAGCAGCGCAAGAUGGCCACGUACCUGAGCCUGUUGCGGACAUGUGAGGGCUACAAUGAGGUGGCGUUCCCCCACUGCUCCUGUGACUCCAGGAGGAAGGGACACGUCAUCACAGCUAUCAGCAUCCAUCACUUCAAGCUGCACGCUUGCACUGAGGAUGGCACGCUGGAAAACCAGGUGAUAGCUUUUGAGUGGGGGGAGAUGCAGCGCUGGGACACUGAUGAGGAGGGGAUGGCUUUCUGCUUCGAGUAUGCCAGAGGAGAGAAGAAACCUCGCUGGGUCAAGAUUUUCACUCCAUACUUUAACUACAUGCACGAGUGCUUUGAGCGGGUCUUUUGUGAGCUGAAGUGGAGGAAACAGGUUGAGGAAGAGGCAUCUGACAAAGACAACAAGAACUGCAGCAACAGUGAGUUUCUGCCUCCUCUGGAGACACAGCAGAAGGGAUGGCGCCACCUAGGGGGGGAGAUUGCAACUUCCUAAAACCAUUGGUCAUCACUCGAACUAGAACUGGUCCACUUGCAUCAUCACAGCCACCCCAGAGAGCGCCCAUCAACAAACACAGAACUGAGUGACAGACUGAGGCGAUCCAUGCCCCGAAAAACAAACUGGAAGUGACCAAUUUGGGAAAUUGGAAUAGUCACACUUAAGCAAACCCAGGGAUACACACAGCAAGAAGAGCAAUGAAGGAAAAUAAACAAAAGCCAACUUUCAUGUCAUUUACUAGAUUUUCAUAGUGUGUCUGUUGAUUUCCUCCAUACAUCUGCCCUGUGAUGUGGGCAGGGCACGAGCAAUUUCUCGCCACUGGUUGAGAUGUAACACAUAUCUACAGUGUGUGACUGGUCAGGGUUACCACAGCGCUGCAGCACCAUUUGCGCAAAUGGAGCACCUCGAUGAAACGCCACUUGACGAGGGAGCUGACAUCUGGGGUGAGAUCCCGACGGUCGGGUCCCCAACACGAUCGCGCGCCCUCAGCGUGGCCCUCGUCGGCUGAACUGAGCUAUGACGACGAAGAUGAAAACAAGAAGAGAGGGAUGCAGAAAAACUGAGGUUUUUAUUUCUCUCAGUUAGUGAUAAAGAAAGCAAAAUCAUGCUUUACACUGAUGCUGGACAUUAACACAAAAAUUAGGUUUUCUAUCUGUGAGGUCAGGAGUAUUCUGUCUGUCAGAUAACAUAGGCAGCACAAAUGUAACUAACUGAAAAUGGACAAGAGGGGACAUUCACAAUUAUGUGUAUGUUUAACAGUCUUACUUCCGAUAAAAUAUAGAUUAAUAUAAGAGCUAAAAUAAUUGGUUUAUUGAUCUAACACAAUGAAAUACUAACUGAUUUGCAUUCAUGCUGUUCUUACUAAUCUCCAUUUACCACAGUGUCUUCUGGCCUAACCCACGCUACUUCAAAACGACUUCUGUUGGCAGUCAGCCAUUAAUGUCAGUAUGGAUAUUUAUUCCCCUCGCAGGUGUUUUAUUGUGGUGAUUUUGCAGAGCUUGGAAGUUGAGAGGAAGAGGCGUUCUCAUUCUCAGGUCUGUGCAGGAGUGAUCUCUGGAACAAAGGGUUGGUGGGCCAAAGCUUUGACAUAUUUGCGUUGCAUGUUCUACAGAGGGAUUGACCAACAGAUGGUGAAUGUUAGGAUAGGGCAGGAGGUUUUUGAUUGUUAUAUCUGUUGAGCUGCAGUUUUCUGAACAGGCAGCAGGGAGCAGCAGAGUGUAAGACAGAUUUAGUUGUAGGUUUUGAAGAAAUGGGAAUCUUCUCAGAGCUUCUUAAAGAGUGAUCCCUCGGGCUCUGUAACUCACCCAAAAGUAUCCCGCUCUGCAGUUUGUCCAUUAACCACGUCAGGAGGACAGAUGGUGUGUGUGUGUGUGUGUGUGUGUGUGUGUGUGUGUUGUACAGAGCGUAGGUGGUGCAUGAAGUUGUGUGACUGCAACCACAGGCAUCAGCAUGCAAUGCAGGCAUCUGUCUGCCUCUUACUGCUCUGAAAUUGAUACAGUAUUAGUUGUGUGCAUACACAUGACGUGAUUAUACACCACUUUUACGACUUACACAGAUUUUUUUAUAUGUUAAAACAGGUUUAUUUGUCUUUUUUUCUGUUUUCUCUCUGUAGACGUUCAGUUUAAAACAUUUUGUCUCACUUUAAGUGUGCAGAAAAUAGCAUCUGAAUGCAGACAACGUGCGUAAACAAACCGAUUUCACCUGAAUGCGAUAGUUUUGUCUGUCCCACUAAGGGCUAGUAGUUUGUCUCGGCCGAUUCAUAACUGACUCAUUCUUGUCCUUCAGUCGCCUUCUGGCAGGAACGUAAACCUGAAACUGAGAGUGAUGUUUGUUUUUAAUUCACCCUGACAUAAGGAGUUGGUUUAAGUUUCAAGAAUUGUUUUUUUACAGUUAAGCUUAGCUUUCAGUUCAAUAAAAUGUGUAUUUCAUGCCUAGGUUUAGUCAUAAUCUUCUCUCAGUCAGUUGCCUUCGAGCAGGCUCAUGUGUGUGCAUGUGUGCUGUGUGUGUCCUCUGUGUUUAUCAUUGACAUUGCUGAUAAGCUUUAAGGCUCUGAUUGGAUGUGUCUGAUGAGCUGUCGGUGUGAGAGCCAGCAAAUGAAGAUGGGGUUUUGUGUCUGUACGACAGCGAAGACGCCAGACAGAUGGAGACAAAUAGGAGGCGUCUGCCAUUGUCUAGCUAACAUUCAGAACCACACACAUUCUUUUUCUAGCAUAACACACAAAUACACACACAUCCCUAUCUCCCUGCUACUGUGUUUGUGAUUUGACAAAAUUGUUAAGUGCAACAUCACAUGCUCUUUUGUUAUUCCUGCUGUUGCCUCUGAGGACAGGCAUCGGUUAUACAACAACCAAUAGCAAUAUACACCACAUUGUAGUAUUUUGUGUGUUUAACACACACACACACACGAGAUAGCUGGAUUGAAAAAGAAACUGCAAUGUGCAGAUUGCUGGAUGGUCAUUUUGACAGCCAAAGUAAUAGCCAAUUUAGAGAUGGAUGACAUAAGAAUUAAAGCUGUUCAACCAUGAUGUUUUUUUUUUCUUUGUAAGCUGUAGAGGGAGAGGCAGAUAGAGGUUGUGCGAUUGUGUGUGUUGGCUCGUCUGUCCUCUGCUCUUAUUCUCUCCAGGUUGGUCUCCCAUCAUCACAGGGGGAUGUGGUUGCCGUGGCAGCACCACGUUGGCUCAACACGCUCAGUGCAGCCUCUGUUCCUUUUAUUCCUGUCAGCCAACUGACUCACUCCUCCCAAUAAUGUAUUCAAAGCAGUGUUUUUUACUGUUUGAUGUUUGUUCUACGUCCCUGUGGCUUGUGCUGCUGUGAAUAAGCUUUUAGAGAGCUGCUGUUUUUUUUUUUUUUUAUAUUUUUGUGUUUCGGUUAGUCUCGUCUGCGCCAGGUGCCAUCUCACGCUCGGUGUCAGUCACUGGCAGGUGUGCAUACUGUCAUUUGUCGUCUGUUUCUGGCAACAGUGAGAUAAAUGUCAUAGUAGCAGUGUUUAGGUGAAAGCAGAGAGAUGCCAGGAAUGUUAAGAAGCAUGUCUUUGUAUGGCUGGCCCGUCUUUGAUAGUUUUUGUUCGUCAGUGUGCACUGUGCUGUGGGCCACCUGUGUUCGUGUUUGAGAUGCAGAGUUUGGAAGUGAAUGAUUAUUUACGAAAAGGGGAAUGCAUUUCACAUAGGACUUCACAGAUAAAAAGAAUGUUGGAUGGUACAACAAACAUGGUGGCAAUAGAAUAGAUAAUUAA